Molecule: messenger RNA, 1600 nt
Organism: Aspergillus sclerotioniger CBS 115572
Lineage: Eukaryota; Fungi; Ascomycota; Eurotiomycetes; Eurotiales; Aspergillaceae
Product: methylenetetrahydrofolate dehydrogenase (NAD(+))
Exons: 4
Coding region: 357-1361 (334 amino acids)
Biological process (GO): purine nucleobase biosynthetic process
Cellular component (GO): cytosol
Molecular function (GO): methylenetetrahydrofolate dehydrogenase (NADP+) activity; methylenetetrahydrofolate dehydrogenase (NAD+) activity
Source: RefSeq, a predicted model, not a curated record
CCACUGCCGGGUGGCACCCCCCAGGUUUCUCCGCCGAUGCCGCAAGGUCACGUAUCACGGGUGUCAUAGUUAUCUGACAGUGACAUAGCUGACCAGCAGAUCGCGAAAGAACCAUGCAGUACCGGGUCUCCACGAACCUUGACAGAUGACAGGCAGUUUUGCGGGGGGGGUGAAGCUGGCAUCGUCGCCGUCUAGAGCGGCAGGGAUGGGCCGAAUGCGGGCAUGCUUUUAUCGAUAAGCGAGCAUAGCCUUUUCCGUCCCAAAAUUUCUUCCAUGCCCCUCCACCAUAGCCCACCUUCAGUAGACUAUUGACUCACCACUCAGUUGCUUCAAUACAUUCCCCCCCUUUCGCACAGAUGGCUACCACUUCCGAUUCGGCUCCGGCCUCCUGCAAGGUCAUGCUCUCCAAGCAUGUCGCCAAUGGCCUGAUUGCGGAGGUCAAGGAGGGCCUCAAGACCCUGGAGAAGGCACCUCAUUUGGUGGGAUUCCUCGCCAACAACGACCCCGCGGCAUUGAUGUAUGCCCAGUGGACGGAGAAGACUUGUCAGGAAAAUGGGUUCCGCUACUCGCUCCGUGAAGUUGCCCGCGAUGACCUCGAGCAAGCCAUUCUCGCUGCCAAUGCCGACUCCGAUGUUAACGGCAUCAUCGUAUACUACCCCAUCUUCAACAACCGCCAGGACCAGUACCUGCAGCAGAUUGUGGACAUAAAUAAGGAUGUAGAGGGCCUGAGCCACCGUUACAUCUUCAACAUGUACCAGAACAUUCGCUUCCUUGACCCCGAGACCAAGAAGCAGAAGUGCAUUCUCCCCUGCACCCCUCUGGCCGUCAUCAAGAUCCUCGAAUACCUCAACAUUUACAACACGAUAUUGCCGUAUGGAAACCGCCUCUUCGGACACACCAUCUGUGUUGUGAACCGCUCUGAGGUGGUUGGUCGUCCUCUCGCCGCCUUGUUGGCCAACGACGGUGCCUGCGUGUACAGUGUCGAUAUCACCGGUGUUCAGAAGUUCACCCGUGGCGAGGGUCUGAAGAAGGGCAGACACGAGGUCGUCGACCUGGAGGGCAAGACCCUGAAGGAUGUGGCACCUUUGUGUGAUGUUGUCAUCUCUGGUGUCCCUGGAGAAAAGUACAAGUUCGACACCAGCCUGCUCAGAGAGGGUGCUGUGUGUGUCAACUUCUCCAGCGAGAAGAACUUCGGACCCGAGGUGAAGGAGAAGGCCUCCCUCUUCGUGCCUUCGAUUGGAAAGGUCACGAUCGUUGUCUUGCUCCGCAACUUGCUGAGACUCAUCCAAAACAGCAGAAUGGAUGACGUGAAGCCUGCUGAAGCCACCGAGCGCCCCGGAACCCUGGAAGCCGCUUCGUAAUCAUGUUCUACGACAAUUAUCCUCUAAAACGUGCGACGGGAGACGAUAUUAAGCAGAGCCAGCCAUAGAUUCCUUUUCUUCUCUAUUUUCUGUUUUAUCACUUGAACCUGAGUCAUAUAUUAUAUGUAACUCGACUUGCAUAAAAAGACAAAAGCUUUGUCGCAUUUUGGUUAGAACCCCACAUGGCUCUGGUUUCGCUGAGCAACUCAACGCAUGAGAAAUGAAUAUACAUGAAUCAU